AUGAAACCAUUAUCGGAAGGACAGUUAAGGCUUUGUGUUGUCCAACCAGUACACCUCACUCCGUGGCUCCUUAUGUUUUUUAUUGUGAAGUCUAUCUCUUCUUUAAAACCUGCUCAACUUCCAAUUUAUCAAAGAAAACCUUUUAUAGCUGCUUGGAAUGCUCCAACAGAUCAGUGUUUGAUAAAAUAUAAUGUAAGACUAAAUCUGAAAAUGUUUCAGGUGAUGGGAAGUCCACUAGCCAAAGCUAGAGGGCAAAAUGUCACUAUAUUUUAUGUCAACAGAUUGGGGUAUUAUCCAUGGUAUACAUCACAGGGGGUCCCCAUCAAUGGGGGUCUCCCUCAGAACAUAAGUUUGCAAGUACAUCUGGAAAAAGCCGACCAGGAUAUUAGUUAUUACAUCCCUGCUGAAGAUUUCAGUGGACUUGCUGUGAUAGAUUGGGAAUAUUGGCGACCCCAGUGGGCCCGGAACUGGAACGCAAAAGAUGUCUACAGACAGAAGUCAAGAAAACUUAUUGCUGAUAUGCAAAAGAAUAUAUCUGCUACUGAUAUUGAAUAUUUAGCCAAAGAGACCUUUGAAGAAAGUGCUAAAGCUUUCAUGAAGGAAACCAUCACCUUGGGAAUUAAGAGCCGACCCAAAGGCCUUUGGGGUUAUUAUUUAUAUCCUGAUUGCCAUAAUUAUAAUAUUUAUGCCCCAAACUAUACGGGGUCAUGUCCAGAAGAGGAAGUUCUGAGGAACAACGAGCUCUCAUGGCUCUGGAACAGCAGUGCUGCUUUAUAUCCUUCUAUUGGCAUCAGGAAAUCCCUUGGAGAUGGUGACAAUGUUCUGCGUUUCUCACAGUUUCGGGUGCAUGAAUCCAUGAGGAUCUCCACCAUGACAUCCCAUGACUAUGCUUUACCUGUAUUUGUCUACACAAGGCUGGGGUACAGAGACGAACCCUUAUUUUUUCUUUCUAAGCAAGAUCUAGUCAGUACCAUAGGAGAAAGUGCUGCCUUGGGAGCUGCAGGCAUUGUUAUUUGGGGAGACAUGAAUUUAACUUCAUCUGAGGGCAACUGUACCAAUGUGAAGCAGUUUGUGAGCUCUGAUUUAGGGAGCUACAUAGUCAAUGUGACCAGGGCUGCAGAGGUAUGCAGCCUUCACCUCUGCAGAAAUAAUGGAAGGUGCAUGAGGAAGAUGUGGAAAGCUCCCAAUUACUUGCACUUGAACCCUGCAAGUUACCACAUAGAGCCCUCUGAGGAUGGGGAAUUUAUUGUGAAAGGAAAAGCAUCUGAUACAGACCUGGCAGUGAUGGCAGAGAAAUUUUUCUGCCAUUGUUAUAGGGGAUAUGAAGGAACUGAUUGCAAGGAAAGGAAGACAGCUGAUGGCUGCUCUGGACUGUCCCCUUUUUCUGGCUCACUAAUAACACUAUGCCUGCUGGUUUUAGCAGGUUAUCAGGAUACUCAGUCAUGA
This is a messenger RNA of Carlito syrichta (Philippine tarsier), 1446 nucleotides long. RefSeq names its product hyaluronidase-4. The transcript is spliced from 3 exons. Gene Ontology annotation, biological process: carbohydrate metabolic process; hyaluronan catabolic process. Bases 1 to 1446 code for a protein of 481 amino acids. Gene Ontology annotation, molecular function: hyalurononglucosaminidase activity. The record is from RefSeq and is a predicted model, not a curated record. Lineage: Eukaryota; Metazoa; Chordata; Mammalia; Primates; Tarsiidae.